GUCACUAUCCUCUUACCCAGACUACUUCAUAUCGGCUUGAAGAGUCUUCGCGAUGUCCUUCUGCAUGUCCUGCAUGAUGGCCUUCAUCUUCACCAGGGCCUCGCCCUGCGCCUGCUUCGCCGCGUCGACGACGCCCUGGGCGACCUUGUCGGCGCCCUCGCCGAGCGCCGCGUCCGUUACUUCUACCGAGGACGGCUGGCCCUGGCCGUCGUAGACGACCUUGACCUUGCCGCCGAGCGCCGAGCCCUCGACGCGGGUCUCCUGCAUCUUCUGGGCCAUCUUCUGGCGGAACUCCAUGGCGAGCUUCAUCUCCUCCUCCGUGAUGUCCCCCAGGCCGGGCACGGACAUGGUCUGGCCGCCCUGCCCCGGCGGCGGCGACGCGGGCGUGUCCUCCUCGGGCGGCGCGCCGCCGAACAAGUUUCGUUGUGUUGGUGCGCGCGCGACGCGCGUCGUCGCCGGUCGCAGCGCCAUGGCGCUCGCCGCGAGUACUGCGAGCGCUAGCCGAGCCAUCCUCGAGGUGCUGCAGUGCGUGCUCUCCCUGAGCGGCAAGCCGAGGUCAGCGAGCCGUCUCGCUCUUUUGCAAUGUGCAAAACUGCAGCGGUGCUAGCAAGUGAACACGCGUGUAUCUCGAGCAGGGCGCCACUCAGCAGCGCUCUCAAAACUCGAGCCUCCAC
Molecule: messenger RNA, 674 nt
Organism: Pelagomonas calceolata
Lineage: Eukaryota; Pelagophyceae; Pelagomonadales; Pelagomonadaceae
Source: the annotation of a GenBank genome assembly